UCCAGGUAAGAGCGAUUCAGUCUGUCUCUUUCGCGGAGCUUGGCUUAAUCCGUUUCCAUCCGCGGCAGGGAGGGCUUGAGGGGCCUUGCGGACACGAUGGUCCAGCGUCUAACAUACCGACGUAGGUUGUCCUACAACACAGCCUCUAACAAGACCAGGCUAUCCCGGACACCAGGCAACAGGAUUGUUUAUUUGUACACCAAGAAAGUGGGCAAGGCACCGAAGUCUGCAUGCGGCGUGUGCCCAGGAAGACUUCGUGGUGUUCGUGCUGUUCGCCCUAAAGUUCUUAUGAGGCUGUCAAAAACAAAGAAGCAUGUUAGCAGAGCCUAUGGUGGGUCCAUGUGUGCUAAAUGCGUUCGUGACAGAAUCAAACGAGCAUUCCUUAUUGAGGAACAGAAGAUUGUUGUCAAGGUGCUAAAGGCCCAAGCACAGAGUCAGAAAUCAAAGUGAUAAUUUGUGUUGUCUGCCUAAUAAAUGAAGAUUUAACUUC
Molecule: messenger RNA, 490 nt
Organism: Podarcis raffonei (Aeolian wall lizard)
Lineage: Eukaryota; Metazoa; Chordata; Lepidosauria; Squamata; Lacertidae
Gene: RPL34
Product: ribosomal protein L34
Exons: 5
Coding region: 97-450 (117 amino acids)
Biological process (GO): translation
Cellular component (GO): ribosome
Molecular function (GO): structural constituent of ribosome
Source: RefSeq, a predicted model, not a curated record